Molecule: messenger RNA, 825 nt
Organism: Pseudomassariella vexata
Lineage: Eukaryota; Fungi; Ascomycota; Sordariomycetes; Amphisphaeriales; Pseudomassariaceae
Exons: 1
Coding region: 1-825 (274 amino acids)
Biological process (GO): peptidyl-proline hydroxylation to 4-hydroxy-L-proline
Cellular component (GO): endoplasmic reticulum
Molecular function (GO): L-ascorbic acid binding; procollagen-proline 4-dioxygenase activity; iron ion binding
Source: RefSeq, a predicted model, not a curated record
AUGGCCGCUCUGGCCCUUUCAGUGCCUUACUUAUAUCAUCUCGCCACAUCACCAAACCAAUCCCUUAGCGAUAUUCUUCUUUCAAUAUUCCAUAAUUCACCCUUCGCCGCCUCGACCGAUCCCCUCCCCUUUACCUGCACCCCACACAACUAUACUACGGAAAUCAUCUCUCUCUCCCCCCUCCUAGUCUACAUCCACUCCUUCCUCGCCCCGCACGAAAUCACCUCCCUCCUCGCGGCAGGCGAACCCGAAUUCCAGCCCUCAGAAGUCGUCAAAAAUGGCCGCAAACAAGGAACCGGCGACCGCACAUCGUCCUCCGCAGGUCUUCCCCGCGACAACCCCGCGGUACAAUGCGUGCUCGACCGUGCACAAAGCUUCAUGGGCACUAUGCUUUCCGCCCGAGACGAAAUAGGGCCCCCACAGCUGGUGCGGUACACGGCCGGACAGCGGUAUAAUGUUCAUCAUGAUUGGUAUGAACGACCGCAGCCGGCGCGGAGGGAGAAUAUGCAUAGAGGGAGAAGCUGGAAUCGGGUUGCGAGUUUCUUUGCGAUUUUGGAGGAUGGGUGUACGGAGGGGGAGACGUAUUUUCCGUAUGUGAAGACGGUUGCGCCUCAAAAAGGGAUGAAUGGGCGUGGGAAAGGGGCUGUGUGGAGGGAGCACGAGGAUGGUGGAUUAGCUUUUAGGCCGGUCAAGGGGAAUUCACUGUUUUGGGUUAACUUGCAUGCGAACGGGACGGGGGAUACGAUGACAAUGCACGCUGGGUUACCGCUUGGGGAGGGGUUGAAAACUGCUAUGAAUAUUUGGCCGAGGCAUUAUUAUCCGUGA